Messenger RNA from Astrephomene gubernaculifera, 3455 nucleotides. NCBI's taxonomy places the organism in Eukaryota, Viridiplantae, Chlorophyta, Chlorophyceae, Chlamydomonadales, Astrephomenaceae. The record is from the annotation of a GenBank genome assembly.
AAUAUAGUAGGUGGCGUUGGUAUUAAAGUUAGCCCUAUAAUUGUUAAAGCUCUUAAAGCUCUGUAAGUUACAUACCGUGACCUUCUUCGUUGUAGGAUUGGGUCCUGUAGAGCUACCUCGCUGCUCGUCAGCCGCUAGGUAUCUUGCAUAUUGUUGGCCUUGCUGAUAAGGUGGGCGCUUAUUUUUUGUGCGCUUCAGGGUUUGAAAGGCAUGGCUGCAUUUCAAUGGCGGACGUCUUAUUUAGUCAGUCCACGAGUGUGCACUCGUCAGUUCCACGAUGGACAUCAGAAUAGUCGUGCAACGCUUCAGGUCUGUUCUUCGUUCAUCAAUCCGCACAGCAUUCUCGGAGUAAGCCCGACGGCGGACGUCAAGGAGGUCAAACGCGCGUACCGCAAGCUCGCUCUACAGUACCAUCCCGAUGUGUGCAAGUCCGCAGACGGCCACGAGCGCUUUCUUACCCUCACCCAGGCAUACGAGUUGCUGUUGGGCCGAGCGGAGGGAAAGAGCGACUCGCACCGAACCGGCUCCUCCUCAUCGUCUGGCAGUGGUUGGGAUUUCCACGAUUGGUACUGGAACUUCCGCAUGCAGCGAACAUGGGACAAACAGCAGCGGCACGCGACAGGAGGCAGCGGAGGAGGAGGAGGGCGGCGCGGCUUUGCCUCUGCGGCAGCAGCAGCAGCGGGAGGGGGAAUGAGAGGAGGCGGAGCGAAGGCAGGUGGAGGAGCAGCGGGAGGGGGAAUGAAAGGAGGCGGAGCGAAGGCAGGUGGAGGAGCAGCGGGAGCGGGAGCGGCCGGGUAUACACAACAGUCGGCGCAGCAGCAGCAGCAGCAGUACCACCACCAGCAGCAGCAGCCGGGGGAUAGGGCGGCUCUCAGGAGUCAGUUGGCGGGGUUACGGCAGAGGGCGGCAGUACGGCGUGCUAACCGCCGACAACACCAACAGCAACCGCAGCAGCAGGAGCCGUCGCAGCAGCCGUCGCAACGGCACCAGUCGCGCACAGCAGGGUUUGGAAGGAAAGCUGGAUGUGCGGCGGAUCCGGUGGCGGCCCCUCCGGAGGCCCCUGCUGUCGGAAAGUUGGAGCAGCAGGAGGCUCCUGCCGACGAUGCAGUCCAGGCGCCCACCCACGACAGCAAGGUUGGUGAUGGCGACAGCAGCAGCGGCAGCAGCAGCAGGGGCAGCAGCAGCGGUUGCGACAGGGGCGCUUGCUCCUCUUGCUCAACAGCCGCUGCUGGCACUGCAGCAACAGCUGCUGCUGCUGGUGUUGCUGCCGCCACCGCCGCUGCCUCCGGCAUCAGGGCGGCAGCCGUGAGGCCCAGCACGGCGACGGGGACAGAGGCGGCAGCAGGGGCAGGGGCAGCAGCAUCCGACGUGGCCGCGGAUGAUGUGGCAGCUCAUCAUCGGCACCGGUCAGCACAGGUCUCAGGGGUUGCUGCCAGCGAGGCGGCAGCGCGCAAGGUACACAAGCAGGGGCGAGUGAACAGGAGCGGGGACGUGCAGCAGGGGCAGGGCAAACCUCCCGCCUGCGGUGCGGAAAACACGCAUGUCGGGGCGGCUGAGGAGGCAGGUGCUUUAGAAGCAGAUAGUCAUGUGUUGGAAGGAGGAGAGGACGAAGGAGGACGCAAGGAGGGGGAAGAGGAGGAGUCGCGAGAAGGGCCUAAUCCCAAUCCCAUCAGCGGCAUCCGCAGCAGUGACAACUACUACCAGCAGCAGCAGCAAGAGCAGCAGCGGGAGCAGGAGCAACAGCAAGAGCAGCAGCAGCAGCAGCAAGAGCAGCAGCGGGAGCAGGAGGAGGAGCGGUGGCGGCGACGACGUUACGCUGCAAAGAGCGCACCUCGAGAGGUCAUUUCGCAGCAGCUGGCCGGUCUGCGGCGCAAAGCAGCGAUGAAGGUGAUGGCGGAGGUGGCCUUGUGAGUGGCCUUGCGAGGAGGGGUGUGCAGCACAGUACCCCAGCAGCUGUGCGGGCUACGCAGCAGUUGUCAUAUUGCUUUUACAGCUGCUGCUAACAGUAACUGUAGGAACCCAUCUUAGCAUGGUAUGGCUCGUGUUUUCCAUGAUACUUAUACAAGAAACAUAUGCUGGACGCAUAUGCCCGCACGGUUCCUGUUGGUUAGGUGUAGGAUGUUGGAUGUAUGGUAAUGGGCUGUACAAAGUCUUGUCGGGUCCCCGGAACAAAACCGGACAGUUCUCUCCUUGAACCCCCGAGCCAAGUACCCUAUGCGCCUUCAAUGCGCUAGAAAUGCGGUAGAAACAGGUAGAAGCAGGUAGCUUUUGUAUGAGCUGCAGCACAUCAGUAUUGAGUCCAAUCAUGUACCGGUAUUCAAGAUGUCGCCUUUUAUUGCAGUGCCAAUUAGCUGUGCUUUUGUGAGCGGCAGCGGCAGCAGGGGCGUUGGUGCAUGUUGUUGUCUUUUGGCAGUUUGAGUGCUACAGUUGUGCGUGUGUGUAUUUAUACCUCUCUGUUGCUCUAUGUUGGUAAUAUUUGGCAACACGGGUUGCCCAGAUGUGUGCUCAGAGGAAGGAACACGGAAUCACCGGUUAGGGUAUCAAGCCAGCGCUGCAGAUCCAGUUUCGAUCCGUGGCCUUGAGUGUUGCAACCGGCCAUUGGUGCAAGUUAGGAAACCUGACUGACGUGGUUGUUGCCGUGUUCUGGGGUAGGGCGCAGGUUUCAUAGGGCCAAGCCGACUAGCGGGGCGGCAAGAUGGUAGAGGUGUGUAGCGGUGAAGAGGCUGCCGGAUCUAUUACGGUAGUUCCUCGAAGUACAGUGACCCGUGGGACUGCAGUGCAGGAGGAGGGCUGCACUUUCUCCAAGGGGUGUCCGGCUUCCUGUCCUUCACUUCCAAUAGGUUCCUUGGCUGAUUAUCAACUUGUCCUUUUGUAUAAUGGAAGCGCUGGAAGCAGGCACGAGAGGGGCGGGCGACAGCAAGCGUACCGGUAGCUUCCGGCAAGUAUGUGGGGAGGGGGGUUGCAUUGUGAGGCAGCAGCUGCAGGCGCAGCGGAGGGAGCCUGGGAGCCGGAACAAUGGACGAACAAGAAGAGGAGUCUUCACACUGUGGCAUGGCGGUACGCUGGUACGAUGGCACGGUGCGGGGCUGCUUGGCAUCGCAUUGGUGCGGGAGUGGUGUGGGAGUAGUCCGGCGUUGGUGCGACAUUGGUGCAGGAUUUGUGCGGGAGUGUGGUGGAAGUGGUGCAGGGGGUCUCAUGUUGGGUGCAUGUUUACUGGAGGCGUCAAAUCCCUUGUCCGGUGGACUUUGCCGCACUUGACCGGCAGAAACAGCAACCUGCGUAUUGCACGUAGCCGGCCAAACGCAUGGCAUGCCGCAGAGGUCACCGUACACCGUAGACGGUAUCAGAGGGAUGGGUGCUUUUAUGAUUUAUAAUACGGGUGUUUAUGUAGGUCUUAAUAAGCUUUGAAGAUCCCUGUUAAGUGAUAACUUGAUAGACUGGUCCUAAUACCUGGC